GGGCGGGCCGGGCGGAGGGGCGGGGCCGCCCGGCGCGAGGGGCUGUGGUACCGCCCCCGCCCCCCCGACUCCGGCACCCGCCGAUCUCAACAUGGACCCGGGCCCCGGCCCCGGCGAGGAGCCUCGCGCCUCCACAUCCUCCGCCACGGCCGCUGCGCAGGAGCCCGGCGCUGAGGAGAAAAAUGAUCCCCCGUUUCAACUCAAGCUUCCUCCGAAGGCAGCUAGACCUGAAAAAGAAGUUGACCCAGAAUAUGAAGAGAAGAUGAAAGCAGAUCGAGCAAAAAGGUUUGAAUUCCUCCUGAAGCAGACAGAACUUUUUGCACAUUUUAUUCAACCUGCAGCACAAAAAUCACCAACGUCUCCACUGAAAGUCAAGCUGGGACGGCCACGGAUGAAGAAAGAUGAAAAACAGAGUUUGAUUUCAGCUGGGGAGUACCGCCACCGGCGCACAGAGCAGGAGGAGGAUGAAGAGCUCUUGUCUGAGAGUCGGAAAACGUCCAAUGUGUGUAUUCGGUUUGAGGAGUCUCCUUCAUAUGUGAAAGGAGGAACACUAAGAGAUUAUCAGGUUAGAGGUUUGAACUGGAUGAUCUCAUUGUAUGAAAAUGGAGUUAAUGGCAUUCUGGCAGAUGAAAUGGGGCUUGGUAAGACUCUGCAAACAAUAGCUUUAUUAGGCUAUCUGAAGCACUACCGAAACAUUCCUGGGCCACACAUGGUACUGGUACCAAAAUCAACUUUGCAUAACUGGAUGAAUGAAUUUAAGCGCUGGGUUCCAUCUUUACGUGCUGUUUGCCUUAUUGGAGAUAAAGAUGCCAGAGCUGCAUUUAUCCGUGAUGUUAUGAUGCCUGGUGAAUGGGAUGUUUGUGUUACAUCAUAUGAAAUGGUAAUUAAAGAGAAAUCAGUGUUCAAGAAAUUUAACUGGAGAUACCUGGUAAUCGAUGAAGCCCACAGAAUAAAGAAUGAGAAGUCUAAGCUGUCAGAGAUUGUACGUGAGUUCAAGACAACAAAUCGAUUGCUGCUUACAGGAACUCCUUUACAGAAUAACCUCCAUGAGCUGUGGGCAUUACUCAAUUUCCUUUUACCUGAUGUCUUCAAUUCUGCAGAUGAUUUUGACUCAUGGUUUGACACUAAAAAUUGUCUUGGUGAUCAGAAACUUGUAGAAAGACUUCAUGCUGUUUUGAAGCCAUUUCUCUUACGUCGCAUAAAAGGUGAAGUAGAAAAGAGUUUGCCUCCAAAGAAGGAAGUAAAAAUUUAUCUUGGGCUCAGCAAAAUGCAGAGAGAAUGGUAUACCAGAAUCCUGAUGAAAGAUAUUGAUAUCCUGAAUUCAGCUGGCAAAAUGGAUAAGAUGCGUCUGCUGAAUAUUCUGAUGCAGCUGCGGAAGUGCUGUAACCAUCCUUACCUGUUUGAUGGUGCUGAGCCAGGCCCUCCUUACACCACUGAUACUCAUCUCAUCACCAACAGUGGUAAAAUGUUAGUAUUGGAUAAACUGCUGGCAAAACUCAGAGAGCAGGGUUCCAGAGUUCUGCUUUUCAGUCAGAUGACUCGCUUGCUGGAUAUUUUGGAAGACUAUUGCAUGUGGCGUGGUUAUGAGUACUGCAGGCUUGAUGGGCAGACACCACAUGAGGAAAGAGAGGAAGCAAUUGACACAUUUAAUGCUCCCAACAGCAGUAAAUUCAUUUUCAUGCUGAGUACCAGAGCUGGAGGUCUUGGAAUUAAUUUGGCAACUGCUGAUGUGGUUAUUCUCUAUGAUUCAGAUUGGAACCCUCAAGUAGAUCUGCAAGCCAUGGAUCGUGCGCAUCGUAUUGGUCAAAAGAAACCAGUACGGGUGUUUCGACUUAUCACUGAUAAUACUGUUGAAGAGAGGAUUGUAGAAAGAGCUGAAAUAAAACUGAGACUGGACUCUAUAGUUAUACAACAAGGAAGGCUUAUAGACCAACAGUCCAACAAACUGGCAAAAGAUGAAAUGCUGCAGAUGAUCCGGCACGGAGCCACACAUGUAUUUGCUUCCAAAGAUAGUGAGCUGACAGAGGAAGAUAUAACCACUAUUUUAGAAAGAGGUGAAAAGAAGACAGCUGAAAUGAAUGAACGUUUGCAGAAGAUGGGAGAGAGCUCCCUACGAAAUUUCACAAUGGACACAGAGAUGAGCUUAUAUAAUUUUGAAGGUGAAGAUUAUAGAGAAAAACAAAAGCUGAGCAUGAUGGAAUGGAUUGAGCCUCCAAAAAGAGAACGCAAAGCCAAUUAUGCAGUGGAUGCUUAUUUCAGAGAAGCCCUACGUGUCAGUGAACCAAAAGUCCCAAAGGCUCCACGACCUCCAAAACAACCGAAUAUUCAGGAUUUUCAGUUUUUCCCACCACGGUUAUUUGAACUUCUGGAAAAAGAAAUACUGUAUUACCGCAAAACUAUAGGAUAUAAGGUCCCCAGGAAUCCUGACCUUCCAAAUGCAGCUCAGGUACAAAAGGAGGAACAGAAGAAGAUAGAUGACUCUAUGCCUCUGAAUACUGAGGAAAGUGAAGAGAAAGAAAAGCUUCUAACACAGGGUUUUACAAACUGGAAUAAAAGAGAUUUUAACCAAUUUAUUAAAGCUAAUGAGAAAUAUGGUCGUGAUGACAUAGACAAUAUUGCCCGUGAGGUGGAAGGAAAGUCACCUGAGGAGGUCAUUGAGUACUCAGCUGUUUUCUGGGAACGUUGUAAUGAACUACAGGACAUUGAGAGGAUUAUGGCUCAGAUUGAACGAGGAGAGGCAAGAAUUCAGCGGAGGAUCAGUAUCAAGAAAGCCCUUGAUGCCAAAAUUGCAAGGUACAAAGCACCUUUUCAUCAGCUGCGUAUUCAGUAUGGAACGAACAAAGGGAAAAAUUACACGGAAGAAGAAGACAGAUUUUUGAUCUGUAUGUUACACAAAAUGGGCUUUGACAAGGAGAAUGUGUAUGAGGAGCUGAGGCAGUGCGUGCGCAACGCUCCUCAGUUCAGGUUCGACUGGUUUAUCAAAUCCAGAACUGCGAUGGAGUUUCAGAGACGCUGCAAUACUCUCAUAUCAUUAAUAGAAAAAGAAAAUAUGGAAAUUGAAGAAAAGGAAAGAGCUGAAAAGAAGAAAAGAGGAGCAAAAGUUACAGCAUCACAGAAGAGAAAAGCAGAUUUGGCUGCUGAGAACUCUGGAAAAAAAGAUGCUAAGAAAGUGAAGUCAUGAACCUGAAAACUGAACGCUAAAUAUUAAGCUGCCACUUUCUUCACUCCAUCUAUAUGUAUUAAUUGCCAACUUCUUCGUAUUCAUGGUAUUCUUCCCCAAGUCCCAUGCUUUAAUUUUGCAAAUUUUGUAUCCUUUACAAUGCUUUUCUUUACCUAAAAUGUGUAGCUUUAUGUCUUAUGCAUUCCAGUAUUUUGGGUACUGUAUUUUGUGAGUUUCAUGUCUUUGGCAAAAUUCACUCAGUCCUUGGUUUUAUAUGUUUUAUAUGCUGCUGCUUUGAAAGAAAACCUAGAUUCUAUAGCUGUAUUAUUGUUGUUUCAUAUUUUAAAUUUAUAUGGCUGUUGGAAAAUAAACUGACUUAAUUAUUUGAAAAGAAAUAUACUUCACCUGUGUUUUCCCUACCCUCUCCCCAUUUUUUGCAUAGCUACAUUUAGAGAGAAUGUUAAGGUUUGUCUAAUUGUGCCUUCAUCAUCAAUCAGAUUUUUUUUGGAGGAGUACUUGGACCGGAUCAGUCGCAUGACAGAACAAAAUCUAAUUAGACUGACAUCCUUGUUUGCUCUCUGCAUAAAAUGGACAUAUUCUCUGAAAUGUUCAAAAGGAAAGCCAGCAAGUACACACUUUUUGUUUUUCUUUAUCAGUGAUUUCUGCUGGGCAUCACACUUAAAUACAGGGUGAGGUGUUUUUCAGAAUGGCCUCUAGAUGAAAACUUUUCUGUGCCUCAUAAAAGGAAGUAGUCAGCUCACAGCUUCUGGUUGUUUAAGUAGCAAACAAAAUAAUUCUUUUUCUGGUUGGUAGGCUCCUCAGCUCUGCUGCCUUAUGCUGAAAGAUCUUUGUUGCUCUAAUUAUUUCUGCAAAAGUUCUUCUUUUACCUUUUACUAUUUAUUCAACAUGUCAGUCAGAAGCAAUGGGGAUAUGUUAUGGAGUGCUCCUUUUUAGUAUUUCUAUUUUAAUGAAGGGAUGAAAGUGUUGGAUGUAUGAUUUUUUGACUUUGCAAGAAUGGCCUUUAUUAAGCAGGUUCACAGUUCCUGCUCACUUUGGAGUCUCUGCCUUUCCCAGAUCAGUAGAACAGUGACUGUGACAUCUGAUGUUUUGCUUUAAUGUUCUGUCUCUGAUCUGGUGUUUAGUACAGACCUUGCUACAGUGAGACUUGCCCUUAUAAUGUCUAGAUUAAUGCAGUGUGCUUUACUUGGUACUUCCCUUGAAGACUACUUGUAAACUUCUUCUAGUGCAGUUUGCUUCCUUCAGUGGUUUGAGGUGUUUUGAGAUAAAGAAACCUCUUUACUCUUUGUAUUUUGUGCUUUGCAUUGGCUAUCUUCUUCUGUGUUUGUAAAAUAUAGGACUUUAUAAAAUAAAAUUCUUGAGCUCUGUGCAUAUCUUCUAUAUCAUUUAAAAUAUAUUGGUAUGUCUUUGAAGUUUUCUGAGAUUAGUAUCUCUAAGUUUGAUGAGGAGUUUCCAGUUUUUUUUUGUAGUUAAAGGUUUGAGGCAAAACAGAUGUCGUGAUUGAGAAUUUCAAAAGAUAAUUCAAAAGAUUAGAUUCUGUAUUUUGGAAUGUAGCUUUUGUCCAGGGACCAUGUUAAUUAUUUAACUGGGCUUAUAUUUGUAAGACUUGAUAUUCGUCUGUCGAACUUCAUCUGAUGAGUUGAGGGGUACAUCUGAUAAUGAUGGGGCACAGCUUCCAGGCAGGAGAUUGGUCAUAGGAGUCAGUGCAUGAUUUUUAAUGUAUGUGCAGCCCAUGUAGGUAUAGGUGUGCUCAGGAAAGACGCAUGUCUCCUCAGAAUGUAGUUCUGAUAUUGGGGCAGUUAACAUCCUGCAUUAUCCUUGGGAGGACAUCCCAUGCAAUUAUGGAAAAAGGUUGUGCAGCUACAUGUAUACAUAACCACAAAUCCCUGGAGCAUUGCUAUUAAUAGAGAGAGGAAGAUGCCUUAUUUACAUUUGCAUUUUAGCUCAUGUGCCACUCACUAAGUUUAUGGCCUGAAAUGAUAAGAACAAGUUAAAAGAGAUGGGAAGUAAAGGCUGAAAGAGCCAGUUGAAAUGUUUAUGGAAUUACAUGGCUAGGUUUAGAGCUUAUUCUAUUGGUCCUAUUUAGCAUUGGAUGAAUAUUUUAAUGUUUUAAGUGUUGAAAUAAGUGUAUUCUGGUUUUGUUUAUUGUGGAUUAGCUUUGUUUGACUUGCAUGUUUUUGUGUAUCCAGAUUCUCUGUCUUGCAAAGUGUAUGGAAUAUCUUUAAAUGGUAGUAUCUCAACAUGUUGUUUUAUGCAGAUUUCUUGAGUUAACCACUUAAGUUAAUGUUCAUUCUUCUCAUUGACAUCAUACACAAACCAUAUAGCAAAAGAUCAUGCAGUUGUUCUUUCAGAUAUUAUCCUUUGAUCAGACAGCUUCUCUGAAAAGUGAUAGAUUCUCCCAGGAAUUUUCUGUUACCUCUUGCAGUCUGUAGUCCCUAGUUAAACUGAAUGUGCUGUUGAACAGUCCUUGAGAGCAUUUGGACACUAUAAACCAGUUCCUAGUGGAUUGAGCCUUCCCAUCCAUCAUGUCCUACAGUGAUAACUAAGGAAAAUUGCUAACAGCUGCUAGUCAGGAUUAAAGGAAAAUGAAUCUUUCUUUUCCCUUUUUCAUUCUUCCAGUUGCAUAUAUCCACAGUGUGUGCCUAGCAGCAUCUUACAUUGACUCAGAAUUAGGUGACAGAAAUGAAGGAAUCUUCCUACUUUUAACUGCUGUUUUCUUAGGUGAGGAAUACUAUUUGUAAAAAAUUAGUAAGCGCUGAAUGUUAUGUGAUAGAAAGCUUCUGAAAAGUUUGGGCUUUUAGGCAAUUUUAGAGUUGUCAAAAAUGCUGCAAGAUAAAACAGUUUGAAAAUUAAUUUAGUUCCUUUUCAAUGGACAAGUAAAAUUUGAUUGUGCAAACGUGAGACUUGAAGAAAGUCACCCAGCACCUUUGACUAACCAGGCAGUGCACAUAACAUCCUGGAAAAGGUCAUGGCAAUUGUGGUGGUUUCCUUUUUACUUAUUCAUAAUUUCCAGAUAUUAGUUCUUUUGUUUUUGAGUUAUGUUAGUGGUGACACCAAAAAAGUAAUGCUGCUAGCCACAUUCACUGUUUGUCAUUUCAGUUUAUUACAAUGACACAGAGAAGAAAUGAACUUUGUUCUUGCUGGUAAUACUAGAUCAUCUUUAGAUGCUGGUUUGCACAAGUGGUGUUACUGUACUAAAACAUUAAAAAUUUUUUUUCUUGUAGAUUAGCAUUGCUUGUUUGAUUUAGUGCUAAUGCUGGUUAGGGUUUAAAAAAAAAAGCAGCUAUCACUCUUUGAGAUGAUGAGCAAGGAGUACAGUAUACAGAAAUUUAUCAGAAUCUAAGUGCCUGAUGGUGAUGCUGAACUGAUUUUUGCUUUUAUAUAUUUUUCAUAUAUAUUUGUAGCUAUAUGAAGGAUUUAUAACAGAAAAAAUUAGUUUGGCAUCAAUGGAAGUAACUUUAUUGUACAGUGCCUACAGUUCCUGCUGUGUGCUUCUGUGUUACAGGCACUCUCUGUACAUGUCUCCUGCCCACAUUCAGUAGGGGGAUUAAGUAUUUUCAGUGAUGAAAAAUAAAUGCCAAAGCAUUGCAGGUUUUAAAAAGAUGGAAUUUUGCAGUCAAUACCGGUUUAUGUAAAUGCAAAAUGAUGAGGUUGGUGCACACAUUGGCAUUUGUGAUGCUGGAAGGGAUUGAUCACCAACUGUAGUUCUGAUCUGACUAAAGAGAGGUUGGCAGUUGUUACGUUUUACUUAAUUUUAUCUGGUCCACACAUUUAACUUCAAGCAUGUAUGUAAAUGCAUUCAUGGCUCAUAGUUCAAAUGUUUGAUAUGUUCUUUUUCUGAAAGACUUACAAAUUGAACUUGGUUUGCAUAUUUUGCAAUGUAGUGUACUCUUUAAUUGCAUUUGCAUGGUAUCCAUCCUUUCAUGAGAAAAGGAGUAAUAUUUGCUGCCUCAAAAGGUAUGUCAGUGUUGUGUUGUUCAAGAUAACUUCUGAACUUUUUCAAUCUGGGAUUUGUUUCUUAAGUUAUACAUAUAGGAAAAUAAAAGUUAAUAUGAAUCUGAUGUCUUCUGGUCAUUCUGGUACACACAGGGGUCUGUUACUUGGAUACUUUCAAGAUAGUUGGAUUUGGUUUUGUUGCUCUUGUGCCUCCCAUAACCUUCAGGCCAUGGUGCUGAAUGUAAGGGGGUGUGUAGCUCUUCCACGUCUGCUUUCAAAUUAGUUUCUUGUAAUCUAAAGCUAUACUGUCUAUGUUUUUGUGACAGCCUUGCCUGUGUUGUCUCAUAGUACAGCGUUACACAAUGUAUGUUGAUUCUAUAUUAACGUGUAUUGCUGGUUCCCUUUUGUUUCAUACCUCUGGCGUGUUCCUAAAAUGAAAUACUUUUAAUCUUAAGUCCAACUGACACAAUGGUAGGAGCCGUGAAUUUUUUUGUUGUACUUGAUCACUAGUAGUCUUGCUAGAUACUGCGCUUAGAGAGGUGCAUGCCCUAAAUGAAUGCUUAGUUUCCUAUGUUUUUUUUCCUCAGGAUAACCUGAAAAAAAAAAAAGACAGGCUGGAGGACCAGCUUUUCUGGUGUUGGUUGGUAGCAAUUCUGUCUGCUCCACAGUGAACUUUUGAUAGACCUCACUCUUUUUCAGGUGAGGCACCUAGACCAGGAUGGAGAAGCUGAGAAAAGACAUGUGGUACUACCUUACCUGGUCCUCAGUAGCAGCCAAAAUAAUUUUUGGGUUCAGUACAAGAGCUGUAGUUCUUCCAGACAGAUUUGCUUCCUGUCAGGCUAAGCAGGAUUCCAUAACUAGUUUCUACUUUUUGCAUAGUCUCAUGGAUGGCUUACGAGAACAAAGUCUACUAUUUCCAGGAUUUUCUUAGAAGCAGUACUUGCCAACCCUCCUGGAGGAGAUGCUCUGUUCAUACAACAGAACUUUUGGAUGGGAGCAGUGAUCCUGUCUGCAGAGCUACGCAGUGGCUGUGAGGUUUGGUGUUGACACAGGAUGAUUGUUCUCAUGCAGUCUGUUUUGGGGAAGGUCAGGCUGUAGAUUCCUGGCAGUUUCUUGCUGUAAGAAGACAGACUAAAAAGUCAUCUUCAUUUAUAUAUUAUAUUUGUUAAUUACAUAGACAGUGCUGAAGGCCACAAAAUAUUAAGUACCACCCAUCAGUUUGAUAAUUGGCAUUUGUUAUGUGUUUUCUUUUUUUAGCUUAACAGGUGGAUAUUAUUCGAGAGAUGACUUUACAUUGAGGGUUUAGAGUCCAGUAAGGCUUUUGUUACUUCCGUUUCCUUACAACUGUAGCACUUGCAUUUUCUGAAAGUGACCUGAUUUUCUACAUGCCUUGAUUUUCAUGUCUUUGUUCAUGGAGGACUGUUGGUCAGGAUUUUUUUGUUGUUGUUGUUUUAAUCGACUUAGAAGGGUGUUUUAGCUGGAAGUGUAACCUAGGUGAAGGUGUGGGAUGAUGUCCACUUCAGGAGCCCUGAUGCUACAGGGCCUUUUUAGCCUAGGUGUUGGUGCAAGCACUUGUGUGUUGCCUGCCUAGUCUGUCCCACUUCCCCUUGCUUCAGUCAAUUCCUCUCAAAAAACCUCAACCUAACAUGGCUUUGUCCUUGCCUAAUUUCUGCUCUGGGUGGCAGGGAUGUUCGUCUGUCUCUCUCUGUUGGGAGGUGACACUUGUGCCUGGUCCUUAAGCUGAACAAGACCAUUUAUUAGCUUGGAAGCCUUGAGUGCCCUGUAAUAUUACACAAACAUGGAUUGUUAUUUUCACUAAGUGUCCUGUAUCACGGCAUGAAGGGAGCUGUGGCUUGUCUGAUGUUGCCUUCUGCUCCGUAUGAGACUGCCUUUGAUUACCGUGUCCUGGCUGGAGGCUGCAAACCCAGGCACUUGUUGCUGUGCUGUGGAGAGUCUGCCUGUCCUCUGGACACACUAAUUGGACCAUCCUGGAGCCUGGUGCUAAGCAGUGCUCACGAGGCUGGAAAACGGAGGAGAGGCAAGAAGUUGCCAGUUAUUAUGACCUGCUUUAAAUUCUGACUGGUGUUGGGAUGGAAGGGUUGUGAAAUAAGGAGCAGGAAGAUGCACAUCACAAAGAGUGAUGCACUCUUUGUUGGGACUAAGCCUUUGACUGUAUUCGGCAGUGGUGAGAGCUGGGCUGGGAAAAUCUGUGUAUAAUUAACUGGAUAUUGAUGACUGAAUGUAUCUAUAUUUAUUGCUACUAAAUGGAAAUUGCAAGUAAAGCCACUAACUUGUUGCUGAGUGAGUGGACUUAAAAAGGCACUGGAGCUGUCCAUGUGCCUUGUCUGGAGCACAGCUUGUGAAGGCACUGUUGGUUGGGCUUUGCUCCUCUCUGGCUUUCCUGCCUGCAGUGCCCCCAUGUUGUUACCCAUUCAGACCCCAGGUGGUGGUGUUGGAUCUGAAAGGAGGAAAAGUGAAGAUGGAGAAGCUCCAUUCACUGUGAACAAGGCAAUUCCUUUGUUUCUGUGUUGACAGAGCUGUAGUCAGCUGUCUCCUCAGAGUUGCCAUUCCUUUCCAAACAUACAUGCAAACUGCCUGGCUGGCUGGUUAGUUGCCAUGUAGGAGGUAAUUUGAGGAUGUUUUCCCAUCAAGAAAUUCCAUUAUGUUAAACUUAAAAGGCCUCUACUAAGUUUAAACUAAGCUAUAGUUAAUGUGGCACUCGAUGUGACGUUCAGAGCCAGCCAGCAAGGUCUGUGUUGGCUUUGUAUUAGAGCUCAUUCAAUGACUGCUUGAAGGCAGGCAUGUCCACACCACAAAAAGUACGACUUCUCUUCAUGGACUUACUAUUAUAAUUAUGUUGCUGUAAUUAAAAAAAAAAAAAAAAAAAAAAAAA
Molecule: messenger RNA, 10007 nt
Organism: Oenanthe melanoleuca
Lineage: Eukaryota; Metazoa; Chordata; Aves; Passeriformes; Muscicapidae
Gene: SMARCA1
Product: SWI/SNF related, matrix associated, actin dependent regulator of chromatin, subfamily a, member 1
Exons: 24
Coding region: 92-3181 (1029 amino acids)
Biological process (GO): regulation of transcription by RNA polymerase II; nucleosome organization
Cellular component (GO): chromatin; nucleus
Molecular function (GO): ATP-dependent chromatin remodeler activity; ATP binding; DNA binding
Source: RefSeq, a predicted model, not a curated record